UCAUACUGACUUGAUGCUGCCGCCCCCCAUAGCGUCUCUGAGGCUCAGAGGAAAGGUUGAAGUUGAUCCACAGGGGAUAUUUUCACAAAACCUUUCUGUACAUUAACAGGACCGGAACUGACUGUUAUCGGGGUUAAAUCUAACAGAGGAAGUUUAUUUGUGGGAAUUAAACUCCGCUCGGUAUGACUGAUGACCGAUGGACAAAAGGACAUUCCACACUCAUGGCAGCGAUGGAGAACGAGACGUGGCCCCACCAUGCAUACUUGCCCCAUUAUCUCCUGCGUGGUGACCCUUUCGCCUCAAGACUGUCCAAAGAGGCGGAUAUCAUUGCAGCCUUUUACAUCUGUUUAAUAGGAAUCAUGUCUGCAACAGGGAAUGGCUAUGUCAUUUAUAUGACCAUCAAACGCAAGACCAAGUUGAGGCCUCCUGAGCUCAUGACUGUUAAUCUAGCCAUCUUCGACUUUGGCAUAUCAGUGACAGGAAAACCCUUUUUCAUUGUGUCUAGUUUUUCCCACCGCUGGUUGUUCGGCUGGGAAGGUUGUCGCUUCUAUGGCUGGGCAGGCUUCUUUUUUGGUUGUGGGAGCCUCAUCACGAUGACCGUGGUCAGUCUGGACCGGUACCUCAAGAUCUGCCAUCUCAGAUAUGGCACAUGGCUUCAACGCCACCAUGUCUUCCUGUGCCUGGUCUUUGUGUGGGUGUAUGCAGCUUUUUGGGCCACCAUGCCCCUGACUGGUUGGGGAAACUAUGCCCCAGAGCCCUUCGGGACCUCCUGCACAUUGGACUGGUGGCUGGCACAGGCCUCUGUGUCCGGCCAAAGCUUCGUCCUGGCCAUCCUGUUCUUCUGUCUCAUCCUUCCAACAGGCAUCAUCGUCUUCUCUUACGUCAUGAUUAUCUUCAAAGUCAAGUCCUCUGCAAAGGAGAUUUCAAACUUUGACGCCCGCAUCAAAAACAGCCACAGCCUUGAGAUAAAACUCACAAAGGUGGCAAUGCUGAUCUGUGCAGGCUUCUUGAUAGCCUGGAUCCCUUAUGCAGUGGUGUCAGUGGUGUCAGCGUUUGGUGAGCCGGACUCUGUGCCCAUCUCUGUGUCUGUCAUUCCCACGCUGCUGGCCAAGUCUUCAGCCAUGUACAACCCCAUCAUCUACCAGUUGGUGAACCUGAGACGUUACUGCAGGAUAUCCUCCUGUUUCAAGGUCCUGAAGAAACGCAGGAAUUUUAGAAAGUCAAGGUUCUACACCAUCGCUGGCUCGUUAAAGGACAAUCCAUCAGCUAAUGAAGCUGAAAUCGAGAUGUGACUGUGUCUACCUCUUCUACUUUGGACAGUAUGCCUUGUUUCCUGCCCUCUCUGCCCUACACAUACCCAAUCACAUGCUGCCUGUCACCUGUUAUGAUAUUAUCUACAGCUCACCUUUGUUGCCGAUGGCUCCUGAGUUCUUACACCCACGCCUCCCCUUACUCUGAAAUACGUCUUUCCCACAAGGUUUUGCUUAUUCUGUGGAGUUGCGUUGUCUUAGCAAUGGCAUACAAGUGACUUGUUGUUUGACCUUCUUGACUUAGUUUUUAAGUGUUACAGACACGCUGUCUUUCAAUGCUAUGUUACUGAUUGACUCACCACGGUGUUGUCAUACUACGGCUCGACUGAGGUUUGAAAACUUGACACGUUUGCAAGUAAAUUCAAGUCAAAUCUGAAGCCAUAACUUUUUGUGAAUCCAAAUCUUACAGAAGCCGGAACAUUUCUAUAAAAAUGUAAAUAUAUUUUCAAAUGUUUCUAAAACUGAACUGCAAAUUUAAGCAAAAUAAUCUGACUUGAGCUAUGUCAAAAACAGAUUGAGGUGUAACUGUCAAGCUCAAAGUUGUAUUUUUACUGUUUGUACAGAUUGUUGU
This is a messenger RNA of Perca flavescens (yellow perch), 1881 nucleotides long. RefSeq names its product opsin 5 (gene opn5). Gene Ontology annotation, cellular component: membrane. NCBI's taxonomy places the organism in Eukaryota, Metazoa, Chordata, Actinopteri, Perciformes, Percidae. Bases 183 to 1292 code for a protein of 369 amino acids. Gene Ontology annotation, biological process: G protein-coupled receptor signaling pathway. The record is from RefSeq and is a predicted model, not a curated record. Gene Ontology annotation, molecular function: G protein-coupled receptor activity. The transcript has 7 exons.